GUUGGUAGGUUUAAAUAGUCACCCUAUUUAUGAGUAAGUGAAAGAAAAGUGCUCCAUUCACUGCACAAACACUAAAACCUUAAAGCAUUUCACCAGUGAAAGAAAGAAACAAAGAGUGUCUCUUUGCAAUGGCUCCAAAGCUUGAUGGUGAUGUGGAGGAUGGUGGAACUGGUCUUGGAACUAAACCUAUUUGAACAACACCUUCAUCUUCCUUCUUCAAAAUUCUUGCAUAAGAAGCAAAAGAGAGAAAGAUGGUUUUUUCUGAAGUAGCAUACUUUUAAUUUGUUGUGUUCUUUUAGGUGGAGUUACUUCAAUUGGUGUUUAGAGUAAUGAUGUUUCAUGGCUUAUGUGGGUCUAACAACUUCAAAGGUUCAUUAGAAAUGAUCUGGUUAUUGAAGCCCUUUUGUCAAUGGCAAAUGUGAUCCUAAUUUUCCUUCUUGGUGUGAAUCAAGGAGCAGAAAAUAUUUCUGUUGAAUGGCUACGAAUUCCUGAUUACAAAAAAUGUCUUGGUUCUAGAUAUUAGUCAUUCUCCCUUGGUACCAAAUAAACCUGAUUGAGAGUUUUAAGCUUUGUAGUGGAAAAGUUAAAUUUUAUUCCUUUCUGUAUAUUCAUGUAUGUUGAAGAUUCUUAUGUGUUGGACAAAUCUCCUUUGGCAAAAGUUACUGAACUUCCUAUGGGGUUGGAUUCAGAUAGUAAGUAUAUGAGAAACAUUGUUUUCCCUUAUGUUAAAGUAUUAUCAUUCAGAAGUAACUCUAAGAACUCCACCCUAUUCUGGAGGCAAAUCUCCUUUGGCAUUUAUUAAUUAUCUUGUUUUGCCUUAUCUAGCACUAGAAAUUUUCCUUCCAGCAAGUUACCCCUCGAAACGGGAAAAAAAAUUCGUCUGAUAGUGGUAGCUACUAGCUAGUUAAUAUUUGUUGUUGGAAGAAUUUAUUUCUGUAAAAACUCCAUCCAAAAUUGGGCACAUCUCCUUUGGCAUUUUGGAGUCAUUUUAUUGAUUCCUAUUAUCCAGGCGGCAAAUCUUCUUUGGCAUCAGAUCUCCGGUUUCAUUUGUCAAGAUAAUCUUGUGGAGAUACUGAUUAUCUGUGACAAAAGGCUUUAUCAAUCAGAAACAUAUGUUUUUGUUAUGCACAAUUAUCCAUUGAAGCCAUUAUCAACAUACUUGUGAUCACAGUAAGACACUGAGGUUUGACGCUCUAAUUUUCUUGAGAAGGAAUAUAAUUAAUGGAUGCUAUCACUAGUGAUUCGGAAUGGGAGACUUCGAGUGACAGCAGCAGCAGUGAGGAUCAAGAGGAAAUUGAUUUUCUAUAUGGUGGGAAAGCUCAGAGCAUAUUUUCAAGUUUAGAGGAAAGCAUUGGGAAGAUUGAUGAUUUUCUCUCAUUUGAGAGAGCUUUUGUUCAUGGCGAUGUGGUCCGCUCCUUGUCAGAUCCAACCGGACAAAUGGGAAGGGUCACAAGUGUUGAUCUGUUUGUGGAUUUGGAAAAUGUGAAAGGAAAAGUAUUAAAAAAUGUAAACUCGAAGAAACUUCUGAAGAUUCGCUCCAUUUCAGAAAGUGAUUAUGUGAUUAAGGGGCCAUGGCUCGGUCAGGUUCAAAGAGUCGUGGACAAAGUGAGUGUAUUGUUCGAUGAUGGAGGUAAAUCUGAUAUUAUUGCAUUGGAAAGAGAUAAGCUUUUACCACUGAAUAAUAAAUUUUCGGAAGAUUCCCAGUAUCCAUACUAUCCCGGUCAGAGAGUUAAGGUUAAGUCUUCCGGUGCGUCUAAAUCCGCAGGAUGGCUAUGUGGAACUUGGAGAGACAAUCAAGAUGAAGGAACUGUUUGUGCUGUAGAUGCAGGUUUGGUGUAUGUUAACUGGCUUGCUUCUGUUCUGGUCAGUAGUAAUUCGAAUGCGAAUGCUCCACCAUGCUGGCAAGAUUCCAUAAACUUGGCCGCGUUGUCGUGUUUUUCGCAAGCAAACUGGCAGCUUGGUGACUGGUGCAUGCUCUCAGCUGCAGACCAAGAAGAACAGAUUAUCCAACAUGCACCCACUGGAAGUCUUACUAUAGAGCAUAGUAUGAUAAGAGAGUGUAAGAGUCGGGGAAGAAACCUUAAUUCUUAUAUUGAGGAGUUGUAUAUAAUUGGGAAGAUAAAGACUAAAGUUGAUAUUCUGUGGCAGAAUGGUGAACAUACUUUGGGAUUGGAUCCAGAGAAUUUACUCCCGGUGAAUGUUGUAAACACACAUGAAUUUUGGCCUCAUCAGUUUGUGCUGGAAAAAGGUGCUUCUUAUGAUCCUGUUAAGCCUAGCAGUCAAAGAUGGGGUGUUGUCCAAUGUGUGGAUGCAAAGGAGCAUACUGUGAAGGUACAAUGGAAAGCUGUUUCCAUAUCCAAACCAAAUAAUGAUUUGGAUGGAGACAAAAUGGAGGAAACUGUGAGUGCCUAUGAACUUGUAGAGCACCCAGACUACUCCUGUUUUUUCGGUGAUAUUAUGUUCAAGGCGGCUCAAAAACAGUUUGGUUACCAAGCUGUUAAAGAAAAAGAAAAAUCUCCGAAUAACUCGAAAUUGGAGGCUGCUCUUAAAAAUGGGAACCAAAUGAGUUUUCAGGAGGAUGACUGUUACCUGUGCUGUGUUGGCACUGUUACUGGUUUCAAUGAUGGUGAUGUGGAGGUGAAAUUGGCUACUGGUUUCACAACUAAGGUUGCGCCCUAUGACAUUUUUCGAAUUGAUAAGCAUGAAGGCUCAACUGUUACUCCUGUUCCUCGUGAAGGAAGUGUUGCGGAAUUAACUCAAGCGAUGAUUGAACGUGGAAGUCUACAUUCUGACAAGGGAAAGGACUUGUUAAAUGGUGAUAGUAGAAAAGAGAAUUUUGAAAAGAAUCUUGAGGACUGUAGUUCCUUUUUCCUUCCUCAAGCCGCCUUGGAACUUUUCUCCAGUAUUAAAUCCAGCAUAUUCCAAACACUCAGUGGAACUUCAAUUUCAGGAGCAGUUUCCUCAGUAUCUACAUUUGAUAAGGAUAGUGAAUCUGAAUUUCUUGUUAAGAAAAACUUGCAAACUUGCAACCGCUGCAUUGAACCAUAUCCAACGACCGAGUUUCAAUCUACUGAAGACAGGACUUCAUAUCCAGAAGUCAAUAGGAUCCAUGACAAUAACGAUUGUCCAUUUUCUUUAGACAGCAACAGUUCAAACCAGUUUAAGCAGUUUGAUGUUAUAGAAAGUUGCUCUGACCAUCAUUUUUUUGAUGAGGGAAAAGGAUUGUCAACAUCCCAGGUAAAAAGAGGUUGGGUAAAAAAGGUUCAGCAAGAAUGGAGCAUCCUUGAGAAAAGUCUUCCUGACUCUAUCUAUGUUCGUGCGUUUGAAGAACGAAUGGAUCUCAUGCGAGCAGCUAUUGUUGGUGCAUCUGGAACUCCGUAUCAUGAUGGAUUGUUUAUCUUUGAUAUAUGUUUCCCUCCAGAGUAUCCCAAUGAACCACCUAUGGUGUACUACAAUUCUGGCGGGCUCCGCUUAAAUCCUAAUCUGUAUGAGUCGGGGAAAAUUUGCCUGAGUCUCCUAAAUACUUGGACAGGUGCGGGCACUGAAGUGUGGAAUCCUGGAACCUCCACUAUUCUUCAAGUUCUUCUAUCUCUGCAGGCUCUUGUCCUAAAUGAGAAGCCUUAUUUUAAUGAGGCUGGAUAUGACCAACAAAUAGGCAGAGCUGAGGGAGAGAGAAACUCUGUGAGCUAUAAUGAAAAUACUUUCCUUGUCACAAUCAAAUCGAUGCUGUAUCUAUUGAGAAAGCCACCCAAGAAUUUUGAGGCACUGGUGGAAGAGCACUUCAAAAAGCGCUCCAAACAUAUACUUUUUGCUUGUAAGGCAUAUCUUGAAGGAGCCUCCAUUGGAUGUGGAAAAACCGAACAUGAAAAUCAGAAGGGGACUUCUACAGGAUUCAAAAUAAUGCUUGCGAAGCUCUUUCCCAAGCUUGUAGAGGUCUUUUCUGAUAUGGGAAUUAAUUUCAGUCAGUUUGUUGAACUGGAAGAAUAACUUACCUACUAAACUGAAAGUAACUUUCAUAUUUCCCGACCAAUAUACUCCAUAUUUAUGUGUAAUAUUGAAUGUUUUACGCGCAUCUGUAUCAUAUCAAUUUUAAGCUUGUUGGAACACCAAUCUCUAUGCUUUCUACUGCUAUGAUUAGGUAGUGUGGUGCUGUUAUGUAUCCACACAGAAGACCUUGUGUAUGGGUUAAGUUAUGUAUCAUAUAAAGGCUUGUCCAUUUAACAUAUGAAAUAAGAAAUACAUUGAUUGGAAUAA
Molecule: messenger RNA, 4254 nt
Organism: Cicer arietinum (chickpea)
Lineage: Eukaryota; Viridiplantae; Streptophyta; Magnoliopsida; Fabales; Fabaceae
Product: probable ubiquitin-conjugating enzyme E2 24
Molecular function (GO): ubiquitin conjugating enzyme activity
Source: RefSeq, a predicted model, not a curated record